Molecule: messenger RNA, 2165 nt
Organism: Dicentrarchus labrax (European seabass)
Lineage: Eukaryota; Metazoa; Chordata; Actinopteri; Moronidae
Product: olfactory receptor 4B1-like
Exons: 1
Coding region: 161-1081 (306 amino acids)
Biological process (GO): G protein-coupled receptor signaling pathway
Cellular component (GO): membrane
Molecular function (GO): olfactory receptor activity; G protein-coupled receptor activity
Source: RefSeq, a predicted model, not a curated record
AUUUUCUGAAUUUUCAAGGUCAGGUAGCUUUGAAUGAGUUGUCAGUGUUGUUGGGGUAAUCAUUACAAUAAUACUUUUUAAAAUUAUUUUUGAAUUAUUAUUCAAAUAAUCUGUUUGUGUAAUCUGUUUUAUUAUUUUACAUUUAUUUUAGACAACAUUAAUGGAUUACACGUUAAAUGUGACAUAUAUAACUCUUAGUGGGCUUGUAGAAGUGCACAAAUACAGAUAUCUUUAUUUUUUGGUUUUGUUCACAGUAUACAUUUUAAUAAUUUGCAGUAAUUCUACAGUUGUGUACCUUAUCUAUAUCCACAAAAACCUCCACGAGCCUAUGUACAUUUUCAUUGCAGCUUUGCUAGUGAACUGUGUUUUUUACAGCACUUCUAUUUACCCAAAGCUUCUGAUAGAUGUUUUAUCUGAAAAACAGAUCAUAUCAUAUCCAGCCUGUCUCUGUCAAUUUUUCAUGUUUUACUCCAUUGGCAGUUCAGAGUUCUUACUGUUGGCAGCCAUGUCCUAUGACAGGUAUGUGUCUAUAUGUAAACCUCUGCAAUAUCCAACUAUCAUGACAAAAACCACAGUGAGUAUUUUCCUGGUUUUAUCUUGGCUUGUGCCUGCUUGUCAUAUUGCAAUCCCAGCAAUACUGAGUGCUGAAACUAAACUGUGUAACUUUACUUUAAAAGCAAUAUUUUGUAACAAUGCAAUUUAUAGACUCCAGUGUGUACAAUCAAGAGUAAUUACUAUACAGGGUGUGGUUGCUUUAUUAAAUCUUACAAUUUUCCCCAUGCUCUUCAUCAUUUUUACAUACACAAGGAUACUUAUAAUAUGCUAUCGAAGUUGUAGAGAAGUCAGGAAAAAAGCAGCAGAGACCUGUUUACCCCAUUUGUUAGUUUUAAUCAGUUUCUCCUGUUUGAGUGCAUAUGAUAUCGCUAUAGCUCGGGUGGAAUCAAAUCUUCCAAAAACGGCACGAUUAAUAAUGAUGUUACAAAUAGUUUUGUAUCAUCCUAACCCACUUAUAUAUGGCCUCAAAAUGAAAGAAAUUUCUAAACACCUCAAAAGGUUGUUCCGUCCAGCCAAAAUCAUUUGAUGUAAAAACAGUGAUUUAUAAGGUACAGUCAUUUCUUCUGAAAUAAUCAUGCAGACAGGUGAAUUCUUGGAGUAUUUAAUGCACGCACUUUUUUCCAUUACAGACUCUCCACAGGUCCAGUGUAUAACAUUUAGGAGGAACUAUUGUCAGAAAUAGAAUAUAAUAUGAAUAUAUAAUAUUUAUAGGUAUGUUUUCAUUAGUGUAUAAUUAACUGAAAAUACAAAUUUUCCUUGCCUUAGACAGAGCUGUUUUUAUCUACACAGGGAAGGCCAUGUUGAACCGCAAUGUGACUACAGUAGCUCGUAAAGGAUAAACCAAACACUGGCUCUGGACAGGGCCUUUCACCUUUUUUGCGAGCCACUGUAGUUUCUCCGACAGAAGUGGUACUGAGUUAGUUGUAAUCUGUUGUAACUUCAUUGCUAGAUAACCCUACAUCCUACACACUGGUCCCUCAACAGUAAAGAGACUCUUGUUGCUCUGUUUGUAAUGGAAACAGCAAAAAGUGUGCUGAGCUUGAACAAUAUAAAGGCUAAUUAAUUUGGUGUAAUUAUUCAUAAUUUUAUUUGCUGCCAUGAAUUUAGUUAUCAAAAUUAGACACUGGUUACAAGUAUUGACAUUGAUCAUUGGCUCUGAAUGUCUUGCUAAAAUUAAAUGUUGGAUUUCAGCUAUAUAAACUAUUAAAGCCCAUGACUAACGUGUAAAGACAACACUGACAGUGUGUACAGUACAGUACUGUAUUCUAAUAAUGCUUAUUAUUCAUUUAAUUUUUUUAACAAUGAUAUUUGCUGCUCUCUGUUUUUGGUCUUCCACGGCUGCACAAGCUGACUCAGGAGAAAAUCAUUAUUUGUCACGUCAAGCUGUGACUUUAGAUUUGGUGUGCUGGAACAAACAGGGAAAGCAAGUGUGUGUGUGUGCGUGUGUGUGCGUGUGUGUGUGUGUGUGUGUGCGCGGUGGUUGGUGCGCUGGCAUCUGCCUUGAUUUUCAAGUUAGAAGUGGCCUUUUGAUAAAGCUGAAAUGGCAUGUAUGUUUGCAACAAAACAUUCUUUACAUUUAUGAGAAAAAUAAAAUCUAAAUAAACCUUAAA